ACGUCGGAACAUACGCACGUUAACCACGCUUGAGUGUUAUCGAGUUUUCAAGAAGUUGAAUUUAAAAGAACAUUUUGAGAGUUCGAACAGUGAGUGUGUGAUCUAGAGAAAUUAACUGUCGAAGUUGUUAUCACGAGUAAAUAAGGAGCGAAGGUGUGCGUUAGCGCGAUGCGCGGGCGCGCCCCGCAGUGCCGGCGGGCGGGCGUCGCGUUGGCCGCGCUGUGUGCGGCCGCCGCGCUCGCUGCCGCAUUGUCUUGGAACUCGAUAUUCGAGUCCGUUUUCUCUUCUCAAAUAGCACUGAAGCCAGAUUCCCGCGCCUUCCGUGAGUGGGUAGCGCCGACACUGCCUUUGCUUUUCGACGUGUAUCUCUUCAAUUGGACGAAUCCAGAGAAGUUUCCAGAAGAAAUUCCCAAUCUGGAAGAAUUAGGUCCAUAUCGCUUCAGAGAGCACAGACGGCACGUAAACGUCACGUGGCAUCCCAAUAAUGGUUCCAUCUCAUACAGAACGCAGAGGACGUGGUACUUCGACGAGUCCAGUAAUGGUACACUGGAAGAUAACAUCACUAUCAUCAAUGUUAUAGCGGCUUCAGCCGCCUACCAGUCAAGAGAGGGUAGUUUCCUGCGCCAGAAAGGCCUGUCCAUGGCCCUAACCAUGUUCGGCCAUGGCAUCUCCAUCUCCAGGCUGGCUGGUGAACUUCUCUUUGAGGGCUACGAGGAUCCCUUGAUAGAUAUCGCGAAGAGUCUACCGGAGAGUACAAGGGGAGGUGCACCUCCGAUUGAUCGAUUUGGGUUGUUUUAUGGGAGAAACAAUUCAAUGGACACCGAUGGUGACAUGCUGGUGACAACUGGUGAAGAUGAGGGUGUGUUGCCGGGACAAAUCAUCACCUGGAACCAUCUCGAUCACCUCCCGUACUAUGAGGGAAAAUGCUCAGUAAUGGCAGGUAGUGCAGGAGAGUUCAUGCCCCACAAUCUGACAGAAGAUUCCCUACUAGAGAUAUUCAUGGGUGACCUGUGUCGAACAGUGUACUUCAAUUAUACGGAAACAAACAACCUCCAGGGUCUGACGUACCACAAGUAUUCGUUGACAGAGAACAGUUUUGAUUAUUCACCAAAUUCACCAGAGAACUCCUGUUUCUGCAAUGGCCAGUGCGGCUGGAGUGGAGUGAUGAACGUCUCCGCGUGUCGGUAUGGAGCACCAGCCUUUCUGUCCUUGCCACAUUUCCUGCAUGGAGACCCCGAGUUGAGGACCAAAGUGAAUGGCCUGAAUCCUGACCCGGAGAAGCAUUCGUUCUAUUUUGGGGUUGAACCGAGACUUGGUGUACCAGUGGACGUAGCAGCUCGAUUUCAAUUUAACGUUUAUUUGGAACCAUCUUCAAAUAUAGGAUUGUUCGAAGACGUCCCACGCAUGAUGUUCCCCGUAUUCUGGGUGCAACAAAAAGUGACGAUCGACGAAAAAGUCAUAUCGGAAUUACGAAUGGUUCGCUCCGUCGCUGACUGGGGCGCGACCAUUUGCGCCUGCGUGGCUCUUACCUUCGCCGGCAUCAUCACAUUAGCGUCAUGCUGCAAGAAAUCUCAAUUUAAAAAGCCUAAAGACCUUAUUGUGACACUCGAAAAGCCGAAAGACGAAGCUGAGAUGAAAUUAAAUCCGAUGCAAUAGUUAGUUGAGAGUAAAAUAUCAAGGUCAUGGCAAUACCGUCUCGUCAUGGACUAAGGAGACGAUUUUAGUAUCUUUGAAUCUUGCUAAAGAAGUUUCACUUCUGACACGUGUGCUCAUUUUUGUGUUAAAACUAAGAGCAUUGGACGUUGACUCCAAAAUGGAAGGUUUGAUCAAUCGUGGCUGUUUAUUAAUUUUAUAUAGAAUAAGAUGAAGAAAGAGAAAAUAAUGUUUGAGGAAUUGAGAGAAGACGAAGAAUGAACUUGUAUUACAAAAUUACAAAAAUGUGUAGAAAUGUAAGAAUGGAUUGACAAUUCUAUACCUACUAAUUAUUUUUAAGUAAUUUUGUACAAUUUUAAAUUAUUGUGACGCUGUACAUAAGUAAUUGUACAAGAAAGUAUAAUAAGGGCUGAUUUUUCAAUCCUUGGUUAA
Messenger RNA from Colias croceus (clouded yellow), 2085 nucleotides. RefSeq names its product protein peste-like (gene SCRB4). Gene Ontology annotation, molecular function: scavenger receptor activity. NCBI's taxonomy places the organism in Eukaryota, Metazoa, Arthropoda, Insecta, Lepidoptera, Pieridae. The transcript is spliced from 10 exons. Gene Ontology annotation, cellular component: cytoplasm; membrane. Bases 169 to 1656 code for a protein of 495 amino acids. The record is from RefSeq and is a predicted model, not a curated record.